Molecule: messenger RNA, 2298 nt
Organism: Salvia splendens (bonfire salvia)
Lineage: Eukaryota; Viridiplantae; Streptophyta; Magnoliopsida; Lamiales; Lamiaceae
Product: probable myosin-binding protein 5
Exons: 2
Coding region: 187-2118 (643 amino acids)
Molecular function (GO): myosin binding
Source: RefSeq, a predicted model, not a curated record
AGUUGACAGCCAGAGAGAACAAAGAGAGACAAGAGAGAGAAGAAAAGGGAGGGAGGGAUCAAGAUUUGGGGUGUUCUUACAUCCAAAAAAGUUUCUUGAUUCUCUCCUCUUCGAAACCUUUCCAUCUUCAUUCAAUUUGACCCUUUUUAAUUUGUUCUUGAAAAGAUCUUUCCUUUAUCAAUCAACAUGCUUCCCGCAGGGGCAGCAUUGAGGAUCUCCAUCGAGGAAAAGUUCGGAACUCUCUCCUAUUUCUUCAUCUACGCCAUCCUCGAAUGGCUGGUGAUCGUCUUGCUCUUUUUCGACGGCCUCCUCGCCUUCCUCUGCAACGAAAUCACCCAAUGGUUCGAGCUCAAAACUCCAUGCUUGCUCUGCACCAGGCUUGAUCAUCUCCUUGUGCAGAGGAGCUCCAGUUUCUACUACAAUGAAUCCUUUUGUGAGGAUCACAAGAGGAAUAUCUCCGCCCUCGCCUACUGCCACGUGCACAAGCGUCUUUCUGACAUCCGCAGCAUGUGCCAGGGAUGCCUUCUCUCAUCCGAGAAGGAAUCUGGCUGCGAUAGGCGCAGGCCCCUUGUUGUGGAUGAGGGGAAUGUGCAGCUGAGACAGUUGAGGAAAUAUGAGAAGGAGAUUGUGGCUAAUGAGAGGAUUGGGAUUUUGAGGUGCUCUUGCUGUGGGGACCCUAUAAAGUUGAAGUCACCGUUGAGAUACAAGGCGUGUUUGUCCAUGGCUGCCCCUUGUUCUCCUCGUGCAGCUUGGUUCUCAGGCGGGAAUGGUGAUGGUGGCAGCGUUGAUGCGUACACAGAGCUUAAAUUGAUAGCAGAUUCAAGAUCAGAGUUCCAUGGUGAUGAAUAUGGUAAAGAGGGCAUAAAUAAUAUGUUUGGAGAUGAACCAAAAACUCCACAUUUCUCAGAUAGAAACAGAUUCUUUGGAGUCGCAUUAUCAGAUGGUGCAGCCUCAGCGAGUCCUAGGACUCCUAGGAGAAUAGAGUUUGCCAUGGAGCCGAUCAAAGAGGGCGAGACCGAGGCCGAGCUUGUGGCCCGUCUCAAGAGACAGGUGACACUCGACCGGAGGUCCAUGAUGGCCCUAUACAUGGAGUUGGAUGAGGAGAGAAGUGCCUCCGCUGUGGCAGCCAACAACGCGAUGGCAAUGAUCACACGCCUGCAGGAGGAGAAGGCGGCGGUGCUGAUGGAGGCGUUGCAGUACAAGAGGAUGAUGGAGGGGCAGGCGGAGUAUGACCAGGAGGCGAUGCAGAGGAUGAAGGACAUGUUGGUCAGGAGGGAAGAGGAGAUUAAGGUCAUGGGGCACGAGCUCGAGGAGCAUGGGGAGAGGUACAGUGUGGUUGGGGCCAAAGGGAGUGGCGAUCUGUCUGAGGUGCGUCUUGAUGAGGAUCGUCAAGACAUUGUGAACUCGUGUGGCAAAAUGAGCAAUGAUCCCCGUGUGGUGCGUCUAGAUGAGGAUCAUCAAGACAUUGUGAACUCGCGGGUUUGUCUAGAUGAGGAUCAUCAAGACGACAUUGUGAACUCGCACGACGAAGGGAGAGAUGAUGCGCGUGAGGUGGGUCAUGAUGAGGAUCAUCAAGAUGACAUUGUGAACUCGCGGGAUGAAGGGAGUGAUGAUGCGCGUGAGGUGGGUCAUGACGAGGAUCAUCAAAACGACAUUGUGAACUCGCGGGACGAACAUGAGGAUCAUCAGGACGACAUUGUGAACUCGGUGAGCGAAGACAGUGAUGCUCAAUGUGAGGCAAGUCAUGUUGAGAGUCAUCAAGACAUUGUGGACUCGCAGGGCGAAGGGAGUGAUGUUCCGUGUAAGGUGGGUCGUGUGAACUCGCAAGUCAUGUCACCACGGGACGAGGAGGAACGUAAGAUCCAAGACGAGCUAGCUGCAUUGAACUACGAGGGGGAGAUGUGCCGUAUCCUAUGUCAGUUGGCGGAGUUGGAGGAGAAGUUGUACUCGGCGGAUGAUGCCGAGCUGGACGUCCUUGCGAGAGAAGUAAGAUUGGUGAAGGGAAGGCUGAGAGCAGUGGAAGCAGAGAGUGUGUUGUUGAAGCACGUUGCCAUGAGUGUGCAGAAAAGGGGAGUUUUGAGUGAGAUAGCUCAACAUCUAAGACAACUUAGGCAAUAAACAUGCAUGAUGUGUGUUAGGUUUAUGUAGAUUCUUUCAAGUGAGAUGAGGAAUCACAUGAAGUAGAAAUUGGGUUAGAAAGUUUUAGAGUGUGAUGGAUACUAUGAUGUUGUUUGAUUUUGUAUUUCAUCUUUUAACUCAUGAGACAAUGUGAAGUUUGUCUCUUUCUUGGUGUUUCAA